This is a messenger RNA of Impatiens glandulifera, 1676 nucleotides long. RefSeq lists its product as uncharacterized. Bases 751 to 1602 code for a protein of 283 amino acids. The record is from RefSeq and is a predicted model, not a curated record. Lineage: Eukaryota; Viridiplantae; Streptophyta; Magnoliopsida; Ericales; Balsaminaceae. The transcript is spliced from 3 exons.
UGAUAAAAAGAGUUUGAAAUUUCUUUAUGUUCUUCCUGGAUGGGAAGGUUCAUCAUCAGAUUCAAAAGUUUUACGAAGUGCAUUAGUGAGAGAAAUGGAUCCAUUUCUUGUGCCGACUGGAAAUUAUUAUCUAGUUGAUGCUGGAUAUGCAAAUACUCCCGGAUUUUUAGCUCCUUAUCGUUCUACUCGUUAUCACCUAAAUGAAUGGUCAAGUCAUGGUAAUCGUCCUUCUAACUAUAAGGAAUUAUUUAACCUACGACACUCUUUAGCAAGAAAUUCAGUAGAGAGAACAUUUGGAUUGCUGAAAAAACGAUGGGCAGUACUUCGUCAACCAUCAUUUUUUGGUACUAAUACACAGGUGAAUUUUUAUAACAUAAUUAUAAGAAUUGGUCAUAUUAUUUCCUUGACAUAUAUACACAAAUAUUUGUCUCAAUAAUUAAUUUACUUGAAUGACAGGUUCGUAUUAUUAAUGCUUGUUGUGUUCUUCAUAACUACAUUCGUGAAAUUGCAAGUGAAUUGGAUUAUCCAUUGUUGCAUGAGGUUGAUUGUGAUUUGGCACAACAAUCAAAUGAAGUAUUUGAUGUGGACUAUGAAGAUGUCAUAACAAAUGUACAAGGUGGUAGUCAAUGGACAAAUUUUAGGGAUGAUAUGGCAAGGGAGAUGUAUAGUCAAUAUCAAGUUAGGAGUGGUAGAACUUAAUUACAUGUUUUUAGUGAUUUUAGUUUAUGUUAAGCUAGUAUAAUUGUGGUGAUGUGUAUCUUCUUUUAUCAAUAUAAAAUCUUUGUUGGUGUCUUUUCUAAUCAAUCUUAUAUUUUCACUCUAUAUUUUGAAAAGAUAAGGAGAAUGAAGACUAAAUCGUAUCUCAAAUGGACAUCAAUGAUGGAUAAUGUGCUAACAAAUGUAUUGCUUGAGCAACAUAAUUUAGGAAAUCAUCCUCCUAAUGGAUGGAAAUCUGUUGCAUAUGCUGCUGCGGUUAGUGCAUUACACAAUCAAUGUAAUGUUAAUGUUAGUAGGGAAAAUAUACAAUCGCGACUUAAGACUUGGGAUAAACAUUAUGCUGUUAUAAGUGCUAUGCUUGGUACGAGUGGAUUUGGAUGGGAUUGGGAUAGAAAAGUGGUGAAAGUGGAUAGUGAAGAAGUUUGGACAACUUAUGUUAAGGCACACCCAGAUGCGAGUCAUUAUAGAAGUAAAAUUGUUGAGAAUUGGGAAGAUUUGUCAAUUAUUUGUGGACAAGAUAAAGCUAAUGGAAGUGGAGCUGAAACGGCUGAUGAAGGUGCAAGAGCUAUGUUUGAAGAUAUAGAGAGUUGUUCAAAAUUAAGUAAAGAAUCAACUAGUGUAGAACGACCUUCUAAAAGAACUCGUCAUAAUGAUAUGGCCACUGCAAUAUCCAAGAUGGCUGACGUGGUUGGUAAGGCAUACAAUGUUGAAAAGACAAGUGCUCAACAAGUUUUUGAUGAACUAUCAAAAAUUACAGACUUAGAGGAGACACAAUUUCUACAAGCGGUUGAUGUACUCACAACAAACGAGAGGAAGUACGAAGUGUUUCUAACAAUCCCCGAGCGUAUGAGGCGUGCAUGGAUUUUGUUACAAAUAAAGAAGUGAUCAUCAAGUUAUGAGAUUUCCAAUUUCUUAUUUUGUGGGCUUUUAACGUGUUUCUUUUGUUAUUAAGACUGUUU